AUGGACCGGGGCGUGGUGAUCUUGGACAUCGCCUAUUGCAUCCCCGAGGAUAGCGGCUCCUACGUCUGCGUGGCUACGAACAAAUCUGGACGCUGCGAAAGCGGCUCUGUCGGUAUUUCGUGUGAAGCCGAUGCACGCAUCGUCACCAAGUCGAACCUGACAGAAAAUUCGAUCAGUCACUUGCUGAAACUUGAAGAACCAGGGGACGAGUUCUCGCAGUAA
This is a messenger RNA of Dibothriocephalus latus, 222 nucleotides long. NCBI's taxonomy places the organism in Eukaryota, Metazoa, Platyhelminthes, Cestoda, Diphyllobothriidea, Diphyllobothriidae. The record is from the annotation of a GenBank genome assembly.